Phytophthora nicotianae INRA-310 is the source of this 990-nucleotide messenger RNA. RefSeq lists its product as hypothetical. The record is from RefSeq and is a predicted model, not a curated record. Lineage: Eukaryota; Oomycota; Peronosporomycetes; Peronosporales; Peronosporaceae. The transcript has a single exon. Bases 1 to 990 code for a protein of 329 amino acids.
AUGUGUAAUCUCGGACUUCGUGCGUUGUUGAAGCGCGCUGGCAUUGCGGUGCCAAAUGAAGACGUUUGGAUUGCGGAGGCAGACUCUUGGUGGCGGAAGCUGUUCAAGAUCGAGAAGUUCGAAACUGUCAACCGCAAGUUUUCUGGUGUGAUUGAGACGGACGGCAAGGCUGUGAGCAUCGUUUUGCGUAAGCCGAAGCGAGAGAUCGUUGAAACUGCGCUUGACGAGAAGGACUACGAUGUGUUGUGGGGUCUUGAUCCCGGUCGACGUGAUCUAUUUGUGGCGACGAACCAAUUCGGUGAAAAGAUCUUCUGCACGACUCGAGAGUUCUAUGAAGACGCUCACUACAAGAAGAGCAAUCAGAAAACGAAGGUCUGGCAAGAGAAUUGUCCCGACGUUCUCGAAGCUGUGCGCAACAUGCCGACAAAGAAGACUGCCUCGCUCGAACAACUUGAAGCUUAUGUGAAGUUCAUGACUCCUCGUAUGGACUUACUGCUGGACUUUCGCAUGCACAAGCCUUUUCGCAAGCUGAGAUUCCGCCGCUACAUUCUCGCGAAGAAGAAACUGCGUCAGCUUUGUCAGAGGUUGACUGCUCCAGCGGGAAGGCGAACGGUUGUUGGCUUCGGUGACUGGAGCAACACCGACGUGAGCGGGCUAAUCAAAAAGUGUCCGGCGGGUCCAGUUAACUCAUUCCGACGAGAGCUGAAGAAGCACUGUCGCGUGGAAUCGAUUGCCGAGUUUCGAACAAGCAAGCUUCACUCGGUGUGUCAUUGCGAAAUGAAGAAUCAGUACAGCAAGCGUCUAUGCAAGAAGGAUGGCGUCGAGCGUACAUUGAAGGUCCACAGUGUACUCCAUUGCACCAACAAUGGCUGUCACGGUAUGACUGUGAAUCGAGACGAGAACGCUUCGAAGAACAUGCUGAUGCUUCUGAUCGAGUGCAAGCUUCGUGGUCAACCAAGACCACUCGCGUUUUCAAGACCAAGAACGUGA